GAAAGAAAAAAAAAAGGGUAAUUAAUUGAAAUUCACUCGGAGCUGCCUCGCACAUUUUACAAUUUGCACCAGAGGUGUGUGCAUCCGCCAACCCCGGUCCUGGCACCGCAAUACAGACCUGUAAGAAGGGCUGCCACAUCUUAUUCCACAGAAUGGGACCUUCCAGGAUCUCCGAGAUCUCCUUACUGCUGCUGCUGAUCCAUCUGACAUCUGCAAUCCCAGCGACCACUAAGUGUGACAGAAACGAGUUCCAAUGUGACGAUGGGAAAUGUAUCCCAUACAAGUGGGUCUGCGAUGGCAGUGAAGAGUGCAGGGAUGGGUCUGACGAGUUUCCCGAGACCUGCCGGCAUAAAACAUGCAGUCCUGACCAGUUUAGCUGUGGUGAUAGGUCAAACCGAUGUAUCCCCAAGUCAUGGCAGUGUGAUGACCAAGAAGACUGUGAAAAUGGCUCCGAUGAGAAGGAUUGUGCUCGCAAGCCCUGUGCCUCUGAUGAUCAGUUCCAGUGCCGCAGUGGAAUGUGCAUCUCUCUGGAAUACCAAUGUGACGGUGACCACGACUGCGAUGACGGCAGCGAUGAAGACACUUGCCCUCCUCCCACUUGUAAUCCAGCCUUUUUUCAAUGCAAAAACUCAACCCUCUGCAUCCCCAAACUAUGGACAUGUGAUGGGGAUCCUGACUGUGAAGACGGCUCCGACGAGGAGAGCUGUGAAGGAAAGGAGCCGAUCAAGACGGACAAACCCUGCUCCUCUUUGGAGUUCCACUGUGGGAGCGGCGAGUGUGUGCAUAUGAGUUGGAAGUGUGACGGACAGUUUGACUGCAAGGACAAAUCUGAUGAAAAGGACUGUGAAAAACCAACCUGCAGCCCAGAUCAGUUCCAGUGUAACAACGGGAAAUGCAUCCAUGGCAGCCGGCAGUGUGACCGACAAUACGACUGUGAAGAUCUAAGCGAUGAAAUGGGCUGUGUAAACGCCACGAGGUGUGAGGGCCCCGACAAGUUCAAGUGUUCAAGUGGAGAAUGCAUCAGUAUGGACCAAGUGUGUAACGUUGCCAAAGACUGUAGAGACUGGUCAGAUGAACCACUUAAGGAGUGUGCCCUGAAUGAAUGCCUGGAAAAAAAUGGUGGCUGCUCCCAUAUCUGCAAUGACCUCAAGAUUGGAUACGAGUGUUUAUGCCCGGAGGGAUAUCGCCUAGUUAAUGGAAGGAAAUGUAAAGAUAUUGACGAAUGUCUGCGACCUGAUACCUGCGGCCAAAUCUGCACUAACUUGGAAGGAAGCUACAAGUGUGAAUGCUAUGAUGGCUACCAAAUUGAUCCAAAAACAGGGUCCUGCAAGAGCACUGGAACGGUGGCUUACCUCUUCUUCACCAACCGUCACGAGGUGAGGAAGAUGACGCUGGACAGGAGCGAGUACACAAGUUUCAUUCCAAGUCUUAAGAAUGUCGUGGCAUUAGAUAUGGAGAUAGCAAGCAAUAAAAUCUACUGGUCGGAUUUAUCCCAGAAGAAAAUUUACAGUGCUUUAAUGGACAAGGCCCAUAACUUUUCCCACCACGAGACUGUAAUCAGCAAUGAAAUUGUAUCUCCAGACGGUAUUGCAGUAGAUUGGGUCCAUGCCAACCUAUACUGGACAGACUCUUACAUUGGCACCAUCUCUGUGGCCAAUACUGCCGGGUCCAAGCGAAAAACACUCUUCAGCCAAGGUCUGGCUAAGCCACGAGAUAUAGUGGUGGAUCCUACAAAAGGGUUUAUGUACUGGACCGACUGGGGUGCCCCUGCCAAGAUUGAGAAGGGUGGUUUGAAUGGAGUAGACAGACAAACUCUGGUCGACAGUGAUAUUGAAUGGCCUAAUGGAAUCACACUGGACCUGACCCAUCAGAGACUGUACUGGGUGGAUUCCAAGUUGCACACUUUGUCCAGCAUUGACGUUACUGGAGACAAUAGAAGGAAGGUCAUUGUCGAUGAGCAUUCCUUAUCUCACCCAUUCGGCCUCACCAUCUUUGAGGAUCUGGUCUUCUGGACGGAUAUUGACAAUGAAGCUAUAUUCAGCGCUAACAGGCUGACCGGGGAACAAAUCACGAAAGUUGCAGAAGAUCUGUUAUCGCCAGAAGACAUCGUCUUGUAUCACAAUAGAGGACAGCCUAAAGCUGAAAACUGGUGCCAGUCUGAAAAUGGAGGAUGUGAAUACCUGUGUCUGCCGGCCCCACAAAUCACUGCAGGUUCCCCCAAGUUUACUUGUGUGUGUCCUGAUGGAGAACACCUGGGUACAGACGGCAAGAGCUGUGUAAAAGGACCAACAUCUACAGCCGCAUUUGUCAGCUUGACUCCUGUCACAACAACAGCAACUCCCAAGAGCACGACUUUAGCAAAACUGAUCACCAGCGCACCUAGGAGGCCUUCUACUGCUAAGCCCCAUCAGCCUACAACAAGGCCAUCAACCACUGUUACAACAACCACUAGUCAGCCAAGCACAACACAAAGCACCAAAAGAAACCUAGAUCUCUCUACGGCAGGGAUUACGAGCUCCACAGAAUCACAUCAAGGAGUGAAUAAUGGUGAUGUAAAGAUGGAGACUUCAGAAUCUCAUUCUCAUUCUAGUGUCCUCUACGCUGUGAUACCUGUUGUUAUACUCUGCUUGCUUUCAUUCGGAGGCUUUCUCUUGUGGAGAAAGUGGAGAUUGAAAAACACCAAUACUAUUCACUUUGAGAAUCCUGUAUACCAGAAAACAACAGAAGAAGAUGAGAUUCACAUAUGUCGGAGUCAGGAUGGAUACACCUAUCCUUCAAGGCAGAUGUUGAGCUCCGAAGACGACAUUGCUUGAAACCCUAACCAAAUGUGCCUAUCACCAAACUCUGCUGCUCAAAAAUAUCAGGGGCAAUGACUGCUAAACCCAAAAAUGUAUCCGUCCAGACAGCGAUACCGUCCGUCCAGCACAGUCUGGAGUUCUUGAGAUUAUUUUUUUACUUUUUCUGUCCACGUUUUUUUUUUUUUUUUUUUUUUUUUUUCUUCUCACUAACCACUGAACAUAGGGCCCAGAGACUGCGGUUACUAUAUUUUUAUGGGAAUUAUUUAUGAAGAUACCUGUGUUCUUGAAGUUGUGCCAUUGUCUCCUCCCUCGCGCCUCUAGACUAUCUGCAAUGCAAGAUCCGCUUCUCCUAAAUGAAGGACUAUACUGAUGAGGUCUGUGAAGGGUGGGAAGAGACUGGAGAAAUCUGAGCACUGGGGGGACUAUGAAGGACUGAAUGUGAGGAUCCUGCUGGUGUUUACUUUAUGUUUUGCUUUAAAAGCACAAAAUCGUUCUAAAAAAAAAAAAACACUAAAAGAGUCAAACAUUGAACUGGAGAGUAAUGAGGAGAGGCCUGUAAAGGAACAGUGGAUGUAUCCUCAGGGCAUCAGACAUGUUUACUGCCUUGAGGUUAACCUCGGGGUUGGGAGCACCCCCGUUUUUUUUUAUAGGUGCUGUGCCCUCCCGAGCUACAAUGUAGCAAGCCACUAAAGGCCACGAAUCACCCACAAGUGCCUAAUCGACUACCACCAUUUGCUUUCGAUCCUCUGUUUCUCUGAAAGCUCGUCCUCUUUGUCUCAAGUGUUUUGUACAUUGUUUUGUUUUUUCUCCUCUUCAGGAGCUUGUCGUCACUUUUUAUUUGAACAGAUUGGUGGCUUUUUGCCUGCCUGUAUCCGACAGGGUAUGAUGGCGGAGAACAAGGUUUUGACGUAUGGAAUCUGGGAAGUUUGGCUGUUUCUUAAGCUUUAAUUCUUCUUGCAAAGUUACAAUGAUAAAAACAGUUUUCAGUGGUGCUACCCGCAGUGGGAGAAGGCGAGGAGCCUGUUUUCUUACCACGCUGCCUUAAUUUGCAACUGCUACUUGAAAUCUCAACUUUUGGCUGCAUGAGAGCUAAGCCGGGCGUAGAUUUUUUUUUUAUAACUGUUGACCUAAAUACGGCGAGGAUGGCCACCGUGGGUGAUAAGCAGAUGCCAAACAUUUGUGGCGACACUUAUCCUGGGAUUAACAAUGGAAUCAAAUAGAGAUUGGGUCAAUUUAUCUGUCCACAUGUAACAAAAAAGCUGCAGAUUUGCCUCCAGAUUUUUGAAUGGAAAAUCCACGGCAUAAGGGCUCAUGCACACGACGGUCCUCAAAAAAAAAAAAAAACGGAUGACGUCCGUAUUGCAUCAUGUAACAAUAGCUGUCUUUGCCUGCAAAAUGGACAAGAAUAGGACAUGUUCUGUCUUUUUGCGGAAUGGACACGGAAUGCACACCGAGUCAUUUCCAUUUUUUGUGGCCCUAUUGAAAUGAAUGGUUCCGCAGGACAAAACGGACAAAAAAUUUGUUCGUGUGCAUGAGCCCUAAUGCUGUAGCAAAUCUUCAGCAUGUCAAUUUUCCCUGCAGCCACGAAUCCGCUGUGCAAAACGUGGAUUUUGCCACCGAUUUUGGACCCUCUUUUACCUGCAAUUCCCUUGGUAUUGAUGUGAGUGGCCCUUUACUAUAAACUAAGCUGCAGAAUGUUGUUUUUGUUGCCAUUGGCAGUUAUUGAAGAUCUACACCCCGCUUUACUCUCCACCACUAAAUAGCGCCUUAUCGUGAUCCUCGUCUCUCCUUUUGCCGUGUAGAAAUUAGCCAAUCCUUUAAUGCAGUAUUGAAAUCAAAACCCCUUUCCCCCUGCCUGAACCUGUGAAGAGAUUCGCUCUGCUUUUGGCUUUAUUUUUCUGUGAAGGGUGUAAAUAUCUCUGUACAGUUGUUUUUGCACAUAUUUGCUGUAUAUACAUGUACUUUGUUGUAUUGUGUAUGGGGUAAAAAAAAGUUUAAUAUAUAAUUUAUUUAUUUGUAAAUUGUCUGCAUUUUGCAUUUUUAUUCUUAAAUUUGGAUGUAAAACUGAUGCAAUCCUGGAGUAAUCAGGACCAAGUGAUGGUUUCCUAUUGUCGAUGGAUUAUAGGUCAAAUUUAAAGGGGAACUCCAUCCAAAAUUAAUAGAGGAUAUACAGUAUGUUGUGUGGAUCCCAUUAGGUUACAAUAAACAAGCAAAAAAUUCCUUUGUAUAAUUUACACAGGUAGAGAAGCCUAAACUGAAAGCAGGGAUCCGAUUGGAUGCUGCACUGCGCACACGACUAGUACAAUUAUUCUAGCAUUAGUUUUGGAUGGAGUUAGGCUACUUUCACACUGGCGUUUUGGCUUUCCGUUUGUGAGAUCCGUCAUGGGCUCUCAGAAGCGGUCCAAAACGGAUCAGUUUUGCUCUAAUGCAUUCUGAAUGGAGAAGGAUCCGCUC
This is a messenger RNA of Bufo bufo (common toad), 5252 nucleotides long. RefSeq names its product low density lipoprotein receptor (gene LDLR). Bases 153 to 2813 code for a protein of 886 amino acids. The record is from RefSeq and is a predicted model, not a curated record. Lineage: Eukaryota; Metazoa; Chordata; Amphibia; Anura; Bufonidae. Gene Ontology annotation, molecular function: calcium ion binding; protein binding. The transcript has 18 exons.